Messenger RNA from Pogonomyrmex barbatus (red harvester ant), 1949 nucleotides. Its product is annotated as rRNA N(6)-adenosine-methyltransferase ZCCHC4. The record is from RefSeq and is a predicted model, not a curated record. Gene Ontology annotation, molecular function: nucleic acid binding; rRNA (adenine-N6-)-methyltransferase activity; zinc ion binding. Gene Ontology annotation, cellular component: nucleolus; cytoplasm. Gene Ontology annotation, biological process: rRNA methylation. Lineage: Eukaryota; Metazoa; Arthropoda; Insecta; Hymenoptera; Formicidae.
AAUAUAAAUAUUUGAAACAAUUAUAAGAAUUUUGAGUCAACUAAACUUUGAGCUAGAUGAUUUAUAUUUGGCGCCAAGUGGUUCAACCAACCAACCAGUAAAAAUCAUCGUGAAAUGUUGUGCCAUCUAAUAUAUGUAUUCUCAACUAGGAUAAUAGAACCUAAACUUACCUGUAACAGCUGUAAAUUGUUUAUGUAUGCACACAACAUGAGUGACCCACGUGGUGUGGAAUAUUUAUGGGAAAGUCUUGCAAAUCACCCGCGAUGUCCUCAUGGACCAACAUUAUUAUUUGGUAGAUAUAUCAAGGGUGAAAUAGAUAAAUUUUAUGCAUGUUCUGCCUGUCGAGAUAGAAAAUUAUGCAGAUUUUAUUUAAAAUAUGAUCAAGAAUUGUCUAAAUCUCAAAAACAUAUGUGGGAAUUGGAAAAUAAGAAGUUUGUUCGACGUUACAUUCAUCAAGAAUUAUAUAUUCGUUUUAAUAAACUCAAAACAGAACCUGUGACAAAGCGAUGUUACUGUCAUAGUUGUGAGAAAUUAAUAUUUAAUUUUGAAAAAGACGACCAUAUAGAUCACGAAAUUACAGAGUAUUUAACUGAUUAUCAAAUGCAUCAUCCAACGGAGCUUUUAAAACCUUUAGAGAAUGCAAAGAAGGAAGCGCAAUAUUUAUUUUCUAAGAAAUCCACAGAAGAUAUAAUAAAUAUGCUCUUGAAACUUGGAGCUAAGCAAGUCCUUUGUAUCGGAACGCCAAGAAUACAUGAAUAUAUAAUCGAACAUCAUAUGGAUCAAAUGUCUUCUCUUCUUUUAGACUUUGAUGGAAGAUUUCAUAAUUUUUUUGGUCCAUUGGAUUAUUGCUGGUAUAAUCUUUUUAAUCAUCACUUUUUUAACAAAGAUGCCAUUGGUAUAUUUAAAGAUUUUCUUACUCAAAAUGAUGGAAAAGAUACUUAUUUAAUAUGUGAUCCUCCAUUUGGUGGUCGUGUGGAACCGAUAUCAUACACCAUACAGACAAUAUAUGACCUAUACAAAAAAUUGAAUAAACAUGAUGAUUUUUCUUUAAAAAUUAUGUUUAUAUUUCCAUAUUUUAUGGAACAUAUAAUGAGAGAGAAAAGUAAUCCACCAUGUGUGACUGGUGGCUUGAAAGACUUGAAAAUGUCUGAUUAUAAAGUGGAUUACGAUAAUCAUCCCUUAUUUAUAUCAGAAAAACAUGGUAAGAAAUAUGGUUCUCCAGUGAGAAUUUUUACGAAUAUACCAUUGAAUCUACUAGAGCUUCCUAUGUCUGAUGGAUAUAAAUUUUGCAAACACUGUGAAAAGUGGGUUUCCGGUGAAAAUAAGCAUUGCAAGAAGUGUAAGGAAUGUACUUCCAAAGAUGGUCAAACGUACAAGCACUGCAACAUAUGCAAACGCUGUGUGAAGCCUACUUGGAAACAUUGUCAAAUUUGUAAAAGAUGUAUGUUAGAGAAACAUAUAUGUGGCUCAAUACCAAUUAUUACAGGAAAAUGUUUUAAAUGCGAUGAAUUAGGCCACACUAGAAAAGAAUGUCCUAAUUUAUCUUCUACUAAAAUUACAACUGACAAUGAGAUAAAUAUAAAGAAAGACAAGACAAUCAAGAAACGCAAAAUAGAUCGUGGAUUAAAAACAUCGCCAAUUAAGAAGAGCAAAAUUGAACAUUCCAAGAAAGUUAAACAAGAAGCUUUCAUAAUCGAUAAAAAUAAAGUCUUAAAAUUAAAAAAGAAUAAAAACCUAAAAAAUAAGAAACUCUCACGAGUAAAAUAAAAAAGUAGUGCUGUGUUGCGAGUGGAAAUAUUCCCGAAUACCCAGAAGGAAUUUUAAGUACCAAGUUUCAAUGAUAUAAAUAACUGAGGAAACUUCUCGAGAUGCAGAAGUGUCUUUCCAAUCGUCCGUAUAUCAUCUCGCACAACAUCGCACAACAAAAAUAUACUCAGAAUGUUAAAAAA